UGUAUCGUUGUCGAGGAGAAUGCGACACCCUGGUCGUGCGAGAUGAGCGCGUCGGACUUGUUGCUGUUGCUGCCGCUGCCUUUGCAUCGUCCGAGUGCAAUUGUGGGAGUGGAGGUGGAGGUGGAGGUGGCGGAGGAGGAGUUGUAGCUUUCGAGGAAUGUGGCAGAGGAGGCGGAAUUGGCCGGUCAGGACAUGAAUGGGAUUGUAUUGGGGUCGCGCUCGCUGGAGAUGGUGUCGCGGCGUGACUUGUUUGUGAAAUUUGAAAGUACGCAGGUGGGAACCAGAGCCUCCCUUCCAUGGGACGUACCGCGGCCGACGAUGGAGGUUUUUAGGCGUUCCGUGGAGCUACUGUGGGAACAGUAGAGUUUAGGAGCGAGGUGCAUAUCGGGAAUUGAUGGGCAGUCCCCUUCUCCACGUUGCACUUUCGACGAUCCCGUCUUGUGUUUCCAAAAGCAUGGCAGCAUUCGAGGGAGCCAAUCAGCGAUUGAAGGAAAUGGAGCGACUGAGAAAGGAACAGGAUCUCGUAAUUCGGAAAAUCAAUAAAAUUCACUCCAAACUGUCUCAAACUCCCCCAGAAAAAGCAGAGAAGUAUGGCGAGAAGCUGUGGUUCCAACUCCGGGGGUUUUACGUACAGGCUAAAAAUUUAGCUGACGAGGAAGAGUCCCUCAUUGGAAACAGCAUCACCGAAAUAGAAGCUUUGAUCGCUCCUGGACAGGCACCUCCACACCGCAAGAAAUCUGAGGCUUCUAAUGAGCAGAAGCGCAAGCGAAUUAAGACCGAGACAGACUUGCCAAGAUUAUCGUCCCCUGCACUUCCUCGUACACCUGCUGCACAUUUGAGCGUUUCUGUCGGCGAUCAAGUGGCAGCCAGAGUCACGGCCGAUGAAGCUGAAAACCACGAGUGGAUUGUAGUAAAAGUUACUGGGAUCGACAGGGUAACAAAUGAAUUUGAAGUCAUCGACGAAGAACCAGACGACGAUGGCGAGAGUGGUCAGAGGGCGUACAAGUUGUCUCACACUUGCAUUAUACCCUUCCCCAAGCGCUCAGAUGCAAGCAACGUCACGGACUUUCCCCCUGGUUCAAACGUCUUGGCACUUUACCCUGGCACGACUGCUCUCUACAAAGCGUCUGUUGUCGGCCCCAACAGGAAACGAAGAAAUGAGGACUACUUGCUGGAAUUCGACGGAGAUGAAGAAGAAGGGAUGGACGGACUCCCGAAACGGCAAGUACCAUUUUAUCACGUUGUUACACUACCUGAGGGACAUCGGCAAUGACUUUUUUUAAUUUGGUAUUGUCAACCGUGGUCAGAUGUACAUACAAACUUUGACCUCCAGACUUAAGCCCACUGAAUGAGAGUCCCGUUGUAUUUCAUUGUACAAAGACAUACAAACUUGCGUGUGAAUUUGGUCUGUCUAAGCAGCCAUCACAUGUACUCAACACCGUUUUUGAGAUUGGGAAAACAUAGAUCAGUCAGUAGGAUAGCAAAUUCGGACAUUGUAAUCUAGGUAUAGACUCGUGGUUGCUCUAUAGCUUGUUUUCUUGUCAGUAGGACAGGAGCUUAGCAGCCCCGAUGCUCUCAACAUUGUGCUACCCCUGAAUUCAAAGUUUGUACACCAGUUGUGUUUUGCAUUGC
Molecule: messenger RNA, 1632 nt
Organism: Marchantia polymorpha subsp. ruderalis
Lineage: Eukaryota; Viridiplantae; Streptophyta; Marchantiopsida; Marchantiales; Marchantiaceae
Source: the annotation of a GenBank genome assembly